UCAGACCACGCUAAACUCUCAAGCCACUUAGCAUGGUGAUGGACUGUGAGCUCGUGCCUAGUGUAAUCGUCGUUGAAUCUGUUGCCCAGAAUGAGUCAGGCGAAAAGGCAAAAUUGUUCAAAUCUCAUCGCAAUUCGUCGGCAGUAUGCAACUCACUGCUUUGGCCAUGGUUUUUGGUUUUGAUCCUGAAAAGUGCCCUGCGGGAGUACCCUAAUCCAAGAGAUAGGCAUAUGAUUGGUCAAUUCUAUAUCUACUCCUGGAUGGCUUCAACGACACAAAACGGUAAUGUAUUUUACUAGGUCCUCUUUCUGGGUACUCUCAGAACCCCAAAAUACCGGUCUUGGCGCUGAACGUAUCUGUCCUGAAGCUGUUGAACCAAAACAGUGUUUGACCUUUCGAACAUUUCUGGUUAUGGCGACUGGGGAUCACCUUAAGCAAGUCGUAACCAACGCAAGCAGAGCA
Aspergillus alliaceus is the source of this 462-nucleotide messenger RNA. RefSeq lists its product as uncharacterized. The record is from RefSeq and is a predicted model, not a curated record. Lineage: Eukaryota; Fungi; Ascomycota; Eurotiomycetes; Eurotiales; Aspergillaceae. The transcript has a single exon. The coding region runs from base 33 to 299 and encodes 88 amino acids.